AUGACGGUAUGUAAUGAACCUCAAGAAAUACCCAUCAUUUAUCAUUAUGCUCUUCAUUUGAGGCAUCUAAAUGAAAAGCCUUCUGACCAAUUAUAUGGCAGGGCUCAUUCGGCGGUUGAAAAAUUUCAUGAGAUCAGGGAUAGGGGCACUGAUACUCUCUAUACUCCCUAUAAUGGAGAAGGAGGACCGGGCUCGCCAGAGUUCCUGACUACAGAGAAAUUUAGAGAAAGUAUUUUAAAGGCCAGUGCAUUGUCCGGUUUACCCCGGGCCAUCAACUCGCUGAUGAUUCUUAAAGAUACUACGCCGUACAAUUUGAAAAAACACGGUAAGCAGGCAACUAACCGUGCUCCGAUUACUACUUUUGACGAAUACCAGAAAGUCCAGCAGAGAGGAAAGCAAUUUUGGGAUGCCGUAUACAGUAAAGUGAGUCACCGAAUCAUCAAUCAGAUGGCUUCCUCGUAUCCGGAUCUCUGGACAUAUGCGAUUCAGGACGUUUACUCAGAUUUACUUUCUUACUGUGGGGUUUUAAGUCAUGAAGAAACGUCAAUUAUAGUAAUUUCGUCAUUGAUUCCUCAGGAUGUGAAUCCCCAAUUAAAGGGACACCUCAAGGGUGCUCUUCUCAAUGGUGUGGAUAUUGAUGUUCUUAGAGAGACAAGACGAUUGGCUAUACAAUUGAGUGAGUGGUGUGGAAUCAAGUGGAAAAGUGAAGUAGCUGAUUUGACUUGA
Molecule: messenger RNA, 726 nt
Organism: Brettanomyces nanus
Lineage: Eukaryota; Fungi; Ascomycota; Pichiomycetes; Pichiales; Pichiaceae
Exons: 1
Coding region: 1-726 (241 amino acids)
Source: RefSeq, a predicted model, not a curated record